GAUCUAGUCCAUGUUGCACGGACUCUCCAAAAAUAUUGUCGUACCCGUGUCGGAUCCUCAAAAAAUGCACUACCUUUGGAGGGUUCGGCACACACCAGGCAACAUUUUUGGAGAGUCCGAGCAACACGGGAUCUAGUAUUAUGAGCACUAUGUAACUUGGAUGGAGUUUCAGAUAUAGUUGUUACUUGCUUAUUUAUGUUUUUUUCUAGUGAAUAUAUCAUUAGGAUUGAGAUGCGUUAUGCUCUGGAUAAGAGCAGCUACUCCUAGGAAUUGGCUACUAAUUCUGUUGCUAUAUGCAUUCUAACCCGAGAGUAAAUUGGAUCUCCUUAACAUGACGGACCACAACUCUGCUAUCUUUUCUUGUGGAUAGAUAAUGAUCUGUGUGGAAUAUCAACUCAGCAUAACCCCUAUUAGAGAUGAUGUUUGUAGACACCAAAUUAGGAAUCAGGUUUCACUCGUAGGUUGACAUGAAGAAUGUCUGGCUUCUUGGUUUUGGGGUCUGGAUAUAUUUUCUGAUAAUAUAGCAUCUUGCUAUUCUAGGUACACUGCCAACAAAUCAAUGGAGAACUGUGCCUUCUGCAAUGCCGAUGGUGAUUUUCUGAUAGUUCCUCAACAAGGAAGGCUGUGGAUUACAACUGAAUGCGGAAGAUUGCAGGUUUCUCCUGGUGAAAUAGUGAUUUUGCCUCAAGGAUUUCGAUUUUCUGUUGACCUUCCAGAUGGACCUUCACGUGGUUACGUUGCUGAAAUUUUUGGAACUCAUCUUCAACUUCCUGAUCUGGGGCCAAUAGGUGCAAAUGGUCUGGCUGCUCCGAGGGAUUUUCUAGUUCCUGUUGCGUGGUAUGAAGAUGGCUCCCGUCCAGGUUACGCUAUUGUGCAAAAGUAUGGUGGUGAACUCUUCACUGCGAAGCAAGACUUUUCUCCUUUUAAUGUGGUCGCUUGGCAUGGUAACUAUGUUCCUUAUAAGUAUGAUUUAAGCAAGUUCUGCCCUUACAAUACCGUAUUGAUCGACCACAGUGACCCUUCAAUAAAUACAGUUUUGACAGCACCAACGGAUAAACCUGGUGUGGCAUUACUUGACUUUGUCAUCUUUCCUCCCCGGUGGUUGGUUGCUGAACAUACCUUCCGUCCUCCAUAUUAUCACCGCAAUUGUAUGAGCGAAUUUAUGGGUCUAAUCACUGGUGGAUAUGAGGCAAAAGCUGAUGGUUUUCACCCUGGCGGAGCAAGCCUUCAUAGUUGCAUGACUCCUCAUGGUCCUGAUACCAAAACAUAUGAGGCAACCAUUGCACUUGGAAAUGAAGCUGGUCCACAUAAAAUAGCCGAUACGAUGGCUUUUAUGUUCGAGUCUUGUCUAAUACCCCGAGUCUGUCCGUGGGCGCUUGAAUCUCCAUUUAUGGAUCACGAUUAUUACCAAUGCUGGAUCGGCUUGACGUCUCACUUCUCAGGACUAUCCAUGAAAGCAGACAACAGCGACUUUCAGAAUGGAAAACCAGUAGAAAGGUGAAAUUAGAGAUGCCAAAGUGACCUAGCAUGUACAUAAGGCGCCACGGCAUGUAAAAUGUAAAAUAAACCAUACGUAUGUAUUGGAUCUAAAGAAUAGGGUGACAAUCCAAGUGCUGAUACAGUGCUAAAAUGAAAGCAAUGUUCUACGAAAUUAUGACCUCUGCCCAGUAAGUAGAAAUGUGCACCAUGAUGUUGUUGUAGCUUUUCGUGUUGUAUAUGUAAAGAUGGAACUAUCAUGGACUACGUCUAGCAAUUGCAAGAACAAUGAAUUACUAUGUGACAAUAACUUUACUUGUUGUAAUUGUCUAACUAGGAGUAAUAAACAUGGGAAAAGCAUCUUUUGCUAUUACUGUUA
This is a messenger RNA of Nicotiana tabacum (common tobacco), 1855 nucleotides long. Lineage: Eukaryota; Viridiplantae; Streptophyta; Magnoliopsida; Solanales; Solanaceae. The record is from RefSeq and is a predicted model, not a curated record.